UAUUUUACUUUAGUUGUCAUCCAAAACCAUUCGAACGACGCGAAAGUUAUGAGCAAUUCUGAUACAAUCAUAUAUAUGAACUAUAGCAAAAUUACAAAAUAAAUUUCGUACAGAAGUUGAAAGGUUGUAUAAAGAAAACAGUCGCCGAAGUAAUUGAUAUAGAAAUAAAAGAAAAAUUUAGAAUAUCCAAAUAUUUCCAAAAGUUUUAAUUCCAUUAUGAUCUACAUAAUUGACAGUGCUUCAAUUAUUCAAGAAGUACGUAAUCAUCCAUGUAUAUGGGAUACAACGAACAUUCAUUAUCAGAAUGAGCGAGUUUGUGCUUAUGCUUGGAGGCAAAUAGUUUAUAAAAUUAUGCCAAGAAUACCUCCUGAAGACCAUAGAAGAAUUUUUUGUUCUGUUAAACGACGAUGGAGAAAAAUGGUAAACUCUUUCAUAAAAUACAGAUCAAGAAGAAAAUUGGAACUGCUUGAUCAUAAUUCGAAUGUGUAUCAACAUUAUGAUUUAUUAUCAUUCUUGAAUAAAAUAAUUAUAAAUAAUCCAGAUAAUAAAAGGAUAUUUACUUAUUCAGGAACAAAACCCAAAUACUCAGAGUCUUUGAUUGAUUCUGAUUGUGAAAUAAUUGACAGUUCAGAUGAUGAGAAAGAAUCUGUGAAAACAAAUGGAAUAAAACAUGAACCAGUUGACAAUAAUGAAAAUGGUCCUGCCCAAACGGACACUGAUAUUUGUGCUGAUGAUUCAGCCUUUUUUUCAUCGUUGAAACCGAUUUUGAAAGAAUUUACAAAAGAUCAAAAAGAUCUGUUUACAUCAAAAGUCUUAGACGUUGCUAAGAGUUUACAAAGCACAGGAGGCGUUAACGAAACUAAUGGAGAAUUAGUUAAUGAGAUGCUGGACAUCAAUCGUUCUAAUUAA
This is a messenger RNA of Ctenocephalides felis (cat flea), 909 nucleotides long. RefSeq lists its product as uncharacterized. Bases 217 to 909 code for a protein of 230 amino acids. Gene Ontology annotation, biological process: regulation of transcription by RNA polymerase II. The transcript has 3 exons. NCBI's taxonomy places the organism in Eukaryota, Metazoa, Arthropoda, Insecta, Siphonaptera, Pulicidae. The record is from RefSeq and is a predicted model, not a curated record. Gene Ontology annotation, cellular component: nucleus; transcription regulator complex.